GGGAAGGUCAUGGCGGAACCCGCGGCACGACACCUGUCGCUGCCCUCAGGGCUGCUGGAGUUGUGCGCGCUGCUGGGCGCCUCUCAAGACAGCCUCCGCGGCUUGGAGCAGAUCGCCCAAAAACGAGGAGUGAAGAGCGCCUCUUCCCUUGUCCCCGAAGUUCUGUCCGUUUUUGUACCUCCUUUCACCACUAAAGAGGAUGGCCAGCUUCCGGGGGCCAACUGUUCUCUCAGCAAAGGCAGGAGACGUUCCUUCCGGAAGAAGAGAGAGAAAUCCAGGAUGGAGCCCUGGAAGAGCCACCCUGGAGACUCAAAGGGGCCCGAUUUCGAGGAUGUCACCAUCCCAGGAGGUGUGGACCUCCUUGCCCUGCCCCAGCUGUGCUUCCCAGGGGGUGUGUGUGUGGCUUCAGAACCCAAAGAGGAUUACAUCCAUUUCCUGGUUCUCACAGAUGUCUGUGGGAAUAGAACCUAUGGUGUGGUUGCUCAGUACUAUCGGCCCCUGCAUGAUGAAUAUUGUUUCUACAAUGGCAAGAGCCACUGGGAGCCCAGCGUGCGCACAGCUAGGCGCUUUGUGCCCUUUGCAGUAUGUGUGGUGUCCCGGUUCCCAUACUAUAAUUCCCUCAAGGACUGCCUCUCCUGUUUAUUGACUCACCUGAAGAUCUGUAAAGAUUUUGAUGUUGACAAUCACAUAAAGGAUUUUGCUGCACGACUGUCGUUAAUACCUAGUCCACCACCUGGGCCGCUCCACUUGAUAUUUAACGUGAAGCCGCUGCAGGUCGUGUUUCCCUCUCGAGUGGACCCUGAGAGCCCCAUCAUCGACUUGGACCUCCACCUGCCUCUGCUGUGCUUCCGGCCUGAGAAAGUGUUGCAGAUCCUGACCUGUAUCUUGACGGAACAGCGCAUCGUGUUCUUCUCCUCAGACUGGGCCCUGCUGACGCUCAUGGCCGAGUGCUUCGUGGCCUACCUCCACCCCCUGCAGUGGCAGCACACCUUUGUGCCCAUCCUGUCGGGUCAGAUGCUGGACUUCGUCAUGGCUCCCACGUCUUUCCUCAUGGGUUGUCAUCUCGACCACUUUGAAGAAGUCAGAAAGGAAGCUGAUGGUUUGGUCCUGAUAGACAUUGACCACGGGAGUGUCACCUGCUCCAAGUCUUCUGACGACAACAUAGACAUCCCCAAUGUCCCCCUUCUGCUGGCACAGACCUUCAUUCAGAGAGUCCAGAGCCUCCAGCUGCACCCAGAUUUACACUUCGCCCACCUGAGCACCAGCACAGACUUGAAUGAGGGCCGAGCCCGCCACCGAGCCUGGCAGCAGACUCUCAACUGCAAGAUCCAGCACAUCACUCUACAGCUGCUCGUUGGCAUCUUCAGGGAAGUGAAGAAUCACUUGAAUUAUGAGCACCGGGUCUUCAACAGCGAAGAGUUUCUCAAGACCAGAGCGGCAGGGGACCAGCAGUUUUAUAAGCAGGUGUUGGAUACCUACAUGUUCCACUCCUUUCUGAAGGCCCGGCUCAACGGCAGGAUGGAUGCCUUUGCUCGGAUGGACCUCGACACUCAGUCUGAGGAGGACAGGAUAGACAGGAUGCUGAUAAGUCCAAGGAGACCUACUGUGGAGAAGAUGGCCUCUAGGAAGGCCUCACCCCUGCACACCACCCACAGGCGCAUGGUGGUCAGCAUGCCCAACCUGCAGGACAUCUCCCUGCCCGAGCUGCCACCCAGGAACUCAUCGCUUCGGAUAAUGGACACCUCAAGCUGCAAAAGUAGCAGUCCAGUUCUCAAAGUGACCCCUAAGUCAACAUAUACAUUCAAGAUCCCUGAGAUCCACUUCCCACUGAUGAGUGAGUGUGUUCAGGCGUACUACACAGACCUCGUCACUCUUCUGAGCAAGGCCAUGGCCCUGUUGGGUCCUGGUGACUCUCUGCUCCUAGCCAGGUACUUCUACCUGCGUGGUCUUAUCCAUUUGAUGCAGGGACAACUGCUGAGUGCCCUCUUGGAUUUCCAGAACCUGUAUAAGACCGACAUAGGGAUCUUCCCAGCUGAUCUUGUCAAGAGAAUGGUGGAAUCCAUGUCAGCCUCUGAGCGGGCCCAGGCUGAGCGGACACCUGAGCUAAGGCGGCUCAUCACAGAGGUCUUUGAUAAGCAUGGAGAGGCCCCCAAGGCAGACGACGCUGUGAAGAACUUCGAACUGCCCAAGAAACACAUGCAACUCAAUGACUUUGUGAAGCGGGUCCAGGAGUCAGGGAUUGUGAAGGACGCCGUCAUCAUCCACCGCCUGUUUGACGCACUAACCUACGAACGUGAGAAACUGAUUGACCCUGAGACAUUCAGAGAUUUUUACACCUGCUGGAAGGAGACAGAGGCAGAGGCACAAGAGGUCAGCCUGCCUGCCCUGCUUAUGGACCAUCUGGAUAAGAAUGAGUGUGUCUACAAGCUGUCGAGCUCCGUGAAGACCAAUCGUGGAGUUGGCAAGAUUGCCAUGACCCAGAAACGCCUGUUCUUGCUCCCUGAGGGGCGGCCGGGCUAUGUGGAGAUCGCCACCUUCAGGAACAUAGAGGAAGUCAGAACCACCACCGUGGCAUUUCUCCUCCUGAAGAUACCCACCUUAAAGAUCAAGACGGUGGCCAAGAAGGAAGUCUUUGAGGCCAACCUCAAGUCUGAGUGUGACCUCUGGGACCUCAUGGUGAAGGAGAUGUGGGCUGGAAAGAAGCUGGCAGAUGACCACAAGGACCCGCAGUACGUCCAGCAAGCACUCACCAAUGUCCUGCUUAUGGAUGCCGUGGUUGGCACGCUGCAGUCACCUCACGCCAUCCGCGCCGCCUCCAUCCUGGCCUACUUUAAAACCAUGAAGAAUGAACUGCCCAUGGCUGUCCCAAAGACAACCUCGGAGACCCUAAAACACAAGAUUAACCCCUCAGCUGGAGAGACGGCUCCCCAAGGCAUUGAAGUCUUGCUGUAUACUCCAGGGCGCCUGGAUCCUGCAGAGAAGGUUGAAGAUGCACACCCCAAGUUGUGGUGUGCUCUGAAUGAAGGCAAAGUGGUCGUGUUUGAUGCUUCCUCUUGGACCGUCCACCAGCACUGCUUUAAAGUGGGUGCCUCUAAAGUGAACUGUAUGGUGAUGGCAGAGCACAGCCAGGUGUGGGUGGGCUCCGAGGAUUCCGUCAUCUACAUCAUCAAUAUCCACAGCAUGUCCUGCAACAAACAGCUCACGGAUCACCGUUCUCCGGUCACUGGCUUGGCCGUGCACAGAGGAAAGAAGCCCAGCCAGGUCUACUCCUGUAGUCUGGAUGGAACGGUCUUGGCGUGGAAUGUCAGCACACUUCGAGUGAUCAGCCAGUUCCGGCUGCCAUACGAUGGCCUCAUGUCCAUUAGCCUGCACAAUGACUGCGUGUGGUGUUGUACAGUCCACAAGAUCCUGGUGAGGACACCGCAGGGUUUUGUUGAGCUGAAGACCAAACAUCCCAAUGAGAAAUCUUCCUUCCUGACCUUCCAACUUCUGCCUGAGGAGCAGCAGCUGUGGGCGGCCUCUACAGGGGUCAGUGAGCUGUAUAUCUGGAGCCUGAAGGAUCUGGACCAGCCUCCUCAGAAGACUCCAUUACAAGACUGCACCGAGGUCACCUGUAUGAUCCGAGUGAAGAGGCAGAUCUGGGUGGGCGGCAGGGGGCUGUCUCAGGGAAAAACCAGAGGGAAGAUCUACGUUAUGGACGUGGAGAAGGUGACGGUGGAAAAGGAGCUGGUGGCACACUCGGACACUGUGAGGACCCUGUGUUCUGCUGAGGACCGAUAUGUAUUGAGUGGAGCAGGCCAGGAGGAGGGAAAGAUCGCCAUCUGGAAAGUUGAGUAAACGCUCUGCACUGAGCCUGUGAGAGGACACCUCCCGACCCACCGCUGUGUCAGUGGCUUGCUGGGUGGGGCCUGUCUGUUCCAGGGGCCUUCACCUCCUUGGGUGAGCAGCUACAUCCCAUUGCUGAUAACCUCCACUGUAAAGUUACCUCAUGUUACCUAGAAACUUCCAGAAUCCACACCUGGGAGCCAGCACCUCAGCUGCCAACCUAGCUGAAUCGCAUGUGACCUGUGGGCCUCAAGUCUGGCCUCUCCUCUGCAUUUGCUGUUUACUCUGCAAACACUUGGGCUCAGUGGUGUGGCAAUGACUGCUAUGUCAGUCAGCCACAGAGCCUAUCAGGACUCCACUCACUUCCUGAUUCCAGAGAGGCUUGCACUGGGCAGGUGAUUCCCCCUUCAGGGAAGGUGACCAAGGCCUGCCCCAGGGAGGGGACAGGACUGGUCAGGUUUGUCUGUUUAGAAACUGGGCAGCUGAGCAGCUCUGUCUUACCAUUAAAGUUUUAAUGAAGACAUCAAUGACUACAGGCAGGAAGCUCGUCCCGGAAGUAUACUCAUGAGUGACCGCGUCACUGGCUCGUGGUACAGCUGCACUUUGUGUGUCUCCUGCAUGUGUGUUCACAGCGCCUCUCUAUUGAACUGUACAUAGCUAUCUGCACGGAGGCUUGUGAAUGUAUUUACCAUACUGGCCCAAUUUCAUCCUAGAAAUGUUCUGUGAGGUGGGUUUCAAUCUGGAUGUUUCAGUAUGGAUGCUGGGCCGGAGGAUACGCCCUAUCUCCUGUGAAUCCUCCUGUGAGUUCUGCUUGGAGCCCUCUGGGUCCCCUGCCUUGGGUUUUCAAGACUCCAUGUCCACCAUUGGAGAGGCAGUCACUGAGUUACCAAUGGUCUAUGCCGGUCUCUAAGAUCAGGCCAGGGUCCAGAGGCACUUGAGCUCAUGCGUGUGAAGACCCAGGCCUGGAGCAUCUGUGCCACUGCCUGCUGGCUCCCUUGAACAUAGUGCAGAGGGUCUCUCUCAGAGCCACAUCCCUCCCCUGGAGUCUGUGCUCCCUGAGGGGUGUUCCAUAUGUCCAGAAGGACAAUGUGGCCAGCAGCCAAGGGCACAGGUUCAAACUGUCUUUGUAAAAGUCGAUCAUAAAUGCAUUCUAAGUUAUUUAAUGCCAGUCCGUGUAUGACCAGGUGUUUACAACU
This is a messenger RNA of Arvicanthis niloticus (Nile rat), 5021 nucleotides long. RefSeq names its product DENN domain containing 3 (gene Dennd3). Gene Ontology annotation, molecular function: protein binding. Lineage: Eukaryota; Metazoa; Chordata; Mammalia; Rodentia; Muridae. Gene Ontology annotation, biological process: regulation of Rab protein signal transduction. The record is from RefSeq and is a predicted model, not a curated record. Gene Ontology annotation, cellular component: cytoplasmic vesicle.